Molecule: messenger RNA, 603 nt
Organism: Phytophthora sojae
Lineage: Eukaryota; Oomycota; Peronosporomycetes; Peronosporales; Peronosporaceae
Exons: 2
Coding region: 1-576 (191 amino acids)
Source: RefSeq, a predicted model, not a curated record
AUGGGGGCCGGUCAACAGCUACGAAACUACAGUUUUCAAGUGUUUGACAUGCUGGAGACGAGGCUCGACGCGAGGAAGCAUGAGUUGAAGUCCGCAUUUACAGAUAUACAGCAGCCCGUGGUCUCAAUGGACACGGAUUUGGUGGAGCGCUCUAGUAUUGGAGUGGAUACAGUGGAGUUCUCGCGUCUGGAGCUGCUGCCUUUUGCAACAGAAGCCGUCUCGACUACGAUGUGGUCGUUCAUUGAGUUGGGCAGGUUCCCUGACGGCGAAGUUUCCGUUGUCACUCGUCGGUCUGAAGAUGGAUUUGGCCUCAGCUCUCGCGUUACAGCGCAGCUUGGUGAUGGCGGUGUUGCGAUUAUCGACUCUCACGGUGUAAUGAAGCGGUUCGGCACGGCUGAUGGCGUUGCAAUGAUGGCCGAGUCGUGCUCGACCUGGACCCGCCAGCCAUCCGCCGAGAGCAGGAAAUUUAAUGCCAUCGUCAUUCCGAAAUUCCGCGAAGUGAUGGAGUCACGCCGUCAAUUCGUCGAGAACGCUCUAUUCGAUAGCAUCCGUGAUCGAGACGCUGCUCGCACAUGAAGAUUGGAUAAUAUCACUUAUCCACGG